AUGGCAAAUCGUGUUUUGAGUCGUGUCCACAGUCUCCGUGAGCGCCUGGACGAUACUCUUGCCUCUCAUCGUGAUGAAAUAGUACUAUUUCUAUCAAGGCUUGAAAGCCAUGGAAAGGGAAUUCUAAAGCCUCACCAGCUUCUCGCCGAGUUCGAGUCCAUUAUCCAAUCGGGUGAUGCUAAAGGACUUCAAGAUCAUGCCUUCAAACAAGAAGCAAUCGUGUUGCCUCCUUGGGUUGCGCUUGCUAUCCGGCUAAGGCCAGGUGUGUGGGAAUACAUACAAGUCGAUGUUAAGGCAUUGGCCAUGAAGGAACUAACCGUGCCCGAAUAUCUGCAAUUUAAGGAAGAUCUUGUGGAUGGACCUUUGAACGGCAACUUUGUCCUCGAGCUCGAUUUCGAACCAUUCACCGCGUCUUUUCCGAAGCCGACGCUCACAAAGUGGAUAGGUAACGGCGUGGAGUUCCUAAAUCGGCACCUCUCGGCAAAAAUGUUUCACGACCGAGAUAGCAUGACCCCACUCCUCGAUUUCCUCCGGUCCCACCACUAUAAGGGCAAGGCCGAGGAGUACCUAUCCACACUUUCUCUGGACACGCCGUACGAGGAUUUCGAGCACAAAUUCCAAGAAAUCGGGCUCGAGAGAGGGUGGGGAGACAAAGCCGUGCGCGUGUCCGAAAUGAUAUCUAUGCUUCUCGACCUUCUAGAAGCUCCCGAUUCUUGCACUCUAGAAAGAUUUCUCGGGUGGGUCCCUAUGGUCUUCAACGUUGUCAUUCUUUCGCCUCAUGGAUAUUUUGCUCAGGAGAAUGUCUUGGGUUAUCCGGACACCGGUGGCCAGGUUGUCUACAUUUUGGAUCAAGUUCCGGCUUUGGAGCGUGAGAUGGUCAAACGUAUUAAGGAACAAGGACUUGAUAUCGAGCCACGGAUUCUCAUUGUGACUCGAUUACUUCCAGAUGCAGUUGGAACAACUUGUGGCCAAAGGCUCGAGAAGGUUUUUGGAACCGAGCACUCGCACAUUCUCCGAGUCCCUUUCAGAACAGAGAAAGGGAUUGUUCGGAAAUGGAUUUCUCGAUUCGAGGUGUGGCCAAACAUGGAAACUUUCACCGAGGACGUCGCUAAAGAAAUUACGGCAGAACUGCAAACGAAGCCCGAUUUGAUAAUUGGCAACUAUAGUGAGGGGAAUCUUGCAGCUUCCUUGCUUGCUCACAACUUCCUUGCUUCCAUGACGUGCGGGCUCCCGAAUUUCGCCACCGUGCACGGCGGGCCCGCCGAGAUUAUCGUGCACAGGAAGUCGGGCUUUCACGUCGACCCGUACAAUGGGGAGGAGGUCGCGGGUGUAUUGGUCGAUUUCUUCGAGAAGUGCGAGGCGGACCCCGCGCAAUGGGACGCAAUCUCGGUUGGCGGCUUGAAGCAGAUUGAGGAGAAAUGUGUCCUCAAAGACAAGUCCAAGCCCAUCCUAUUCACCAUGGCCCGUCUCGACCGCGUCAAGAACCUCACCGGCCUCGUCGAGCUCUACGCCAACUGCCCCCGCCUCCGCGACCUCGUCAACCUCGUCGUGGUCGGCGGUGACCGCCGCAAGGAGUCGAAAGACCUCGAGGAACGAGCCGAGAUGAAGAAAAUGUACGACCUGAUCGAGACCCACCACCUGAACGGUCAGUUCAGGUGGAUCUCGUCCCAGAUGAACCGGCUGCGCAACGGAGAGCUCUACCGCUGCGUAGCCGACACCAGGGGCGCUUUUGUCCAACCUGCGUUUUACGAGGCGUUCGGGCUCACGGUGGUCGAGGCCAUGACGUGCGGGCUCCCGACCUUCGCCACCGUGCACGGCGGGCCCGCGGAGAUCAUCGUGCACGGGAAGUCGGGCUUCCACAUCGACCCGUAUAACGGGGAGGAGGUCGCGGGUCUCGAUCGGCGGGAAAUCAGGCGGUACCUUGAGAUGUUCUACGCGCUCAAGUUCCGUAAACUGGCUGAAGCUGUUCCUCUGGCUGUUGAUCUCGGCUCCGCGGUGCGAUGCAUCGACGUGGCAGGACGUUAUGGUUGUCGCAUGUGUGGUCGCGGCGCGAAGGGUGUGCAGCGCCGCGGUGUGAGGCAUGCAGCAACGGCGUCACGAGCUAUCCCGCGGCGCGAUGGUAGAGCUGUGUCGCGGCGCGACGGGCGACGCGGCGUGACAGCAGUGAAGGCUAGCUCUGCAGGGGCGUGGCGAGCGCUUUCGCGGAUCUGCUCCGGCGUUCCCUCACGAGAUCGGGCGUUCUCCACCGUCCGUUCUCGCACGAUUACUCAAAUUUGCUUUCCACAAGUUCUCUCGCUUUGCACUUCUAUUUUGUUUGUUGAUGGCAAAGUUGCCUGUCAGCACGCGGUCAUUAGUAGCACUGUGGUGGAUUCAUCUUCUGAGGAGGAAGAGGAGGAUAUUUCAGUUAACGUUGCAAACAACGCAAAGUCUGAGUCAAAGGCCACGGAACAGAAACCCGCUGAUGGUGAGCAGGGCAAUGCUUCGAAAGAGAAAAAAUCAGAUGCUGGCAAUGGAAAAGCAGUGGUUCCAGAGACUGAAAGUGGAAGCAGCGAUGAAGACUUGAUAUCUGAUGAUGACGAUGACUCUGAGGCUGAAACAAGCGAGAAGCGGCCGGUUGAAUCUGCUAUCAAUACCCCUGUGCCCAACAAGGCAGAAGCAACCCCACAGAGAACUGAUGGAAAGAAAAACAACGUCCAUGUAAAUACACCUUACCCUUCAAAGCCACAUGACAUGGUCACAUUCAGUGAACCAAACCAGCAGACACAAGAAUCCGUAGGAUCAUAUUUCUCCUGCAAGAGCUGCCAUAAAAUAUUUGUCAACGAGAAAAGUCUGGAAUCCCACUCGAAAGCCAAGCAUGGUGGUGACUCGAUUACUUCCAGGGCCAAAGGCUCGAGAAGGUUUUUGGAAUCGAGCACUUGCACAUUCUCUGAGCCCCUUUCAGAACAGAGAAAGGGAUUGUUCGGAAAUGGAUUUCUCGAUUGGAGGACGUCGGCAGAACUGCAAACGAAGCCCGAUUUGAUAAUUGGCAACUAUAGUGAGGGGAAUCUUGCAGCUUCCUUGCUUGCUCAGAACUUCCUUGCUUCCAUGACGUGCGGGCUCCCGAAUUUCGCCACCGUGCACGGCGGGCCCGCCGAGAUUAUCGUGCACAGGAAGUCGGGCUUUCACGUCGACCCGUACAAUGGGGAGGAGGUCGCGGGUGUAUUGGUCGAUUUCUUCGAGAAGUGCGAGGCGGACCCCGCGCAAUGGGACGCAAUCUCGGUUGGCGGCUUGAAGCAGAUUGAGGAGAAGUACACAUGGCAGAUUUACUCGGAUAGGCUGCUGACUCUGGCCGGAGUGUACGGUUGGCCGGAGUGUACGGCUGAAGCUGUUCCUCUGUCUGUUGAGUGAUGAUAUUUCAAGUAAUUUCUCAUCUGGUGGUGAUCGAAAUUUUCAAAUGCUCUAUAGAUAUAUGGGACAGUGAAAAAUGGCGCAACCAAAUAACUUGCUUAAUUUGUACUGCAACUUAAUUUCUUAUUCUGAAUUUGACCAGUUAUUCAGAUUUUUCUUGCAAACUCACCAGCGUGAAUCAUGUGUGUUUCUAGAGUCUGAACUAUUAUCGAAUAAUGAAGAUUGGAAUGUGAUGUGUACCUUGACAUACUUGCAUCUUAAUAAAAGAAAUGAUUCUUGAGAAUGGCUACUGUAUUCAUUAG
Striga asiatica is the source of this 3689-nucleotide messenger RNA. Lineage: Eukaryota; Viridiplantae; Streptophyta; Magnoliopsida; Lamiales; Orobanchaceae. The record is from the annotation of a GenBank genome assembly.